Exophiala xenobiotica is the source of this 2866-nucleotide messenger RNA. RefSeq lists its product as uncharacterized. The coding region runs from base 352 to 1956 and encodes 534 amino acids. The transcript is spliced from 2 exons. NCBI's taxonomy places the organism in Eukaryota, Fungi, Ascomycota, Eurotiomycetes, Chaetothyriales, Herpotrichiellaceae. Gene Ontology annotation, cellular component: nucleus. The record is from RefSeq and is a predicted model, not a curated record.
CAACGCCGGUCGAACAAAUAAGAUAAUGCCGCCGACAGAAGAAGACAUCGCUUGGUUCCGGUCGACCUUCCAUCCUAUUCCCAAACCUGCUUUGCCUGAUGAUACUAUUGAAUACUCGGCCUACAUACUGUCUCCCUCGGCCGACGCGAGCAACGACUCCGAAUUGGGCCCUCGAUUACGCAAUGUACAGAAGUAUGCGACAGAGCUGCAUAGGCAGUACUUGAAGGAAUACGUAUGGCAACGCCAGGUGUUCUCAUUAGAGCUCAAAAAAGAGGAUGGUGAGGGCUGAGUUUUCUACAAGGCCGAACCGAAUAUGGCGACUCCGUUGAAGACGAAUGGGUAAUAGUGUGGAUGCUGCGUGAGCUGACACGCAAGUUCAACGACCUCUGGGUCAAAGUCACGGACAGCGAUGGCGAAUUCCUCCUGAUCGAAGCAUCCGGUACCCUACCUGCCUGGCUUGAACCGGACGUCGCAGAGAACCGUGUCUGGAUCAACAAUGGUCAGCUCAAAGUUAUUAAGCCAGCUGCUGCUGCGAGAUCGUCGAGACGGACAGAGGAGAAGUUAUCUCUUGCGCAGGCUAGGGAACUACUGCUGCAAGAACCAAAGAGAAUCAUGCACUCGACAAGCAUGGAAGAAGAAGCAUUCUUCCGACUGCGGAACUAUCCGUCCCAAAUCGCAGAAAACAUGCAUCAUGCUGUGGUCACGCUGCCCCGGAAACUUGCGUUCUUGCUCCAUCAAAAACCGGCAUAUAUCUCGCCCGCUGUGGAGGCAUUUUAUCUUCGAGAUCCCAUCGCUCUCAAGCCACUUCAAAAGAAGGAGAACAAGGACGCCAUGAUCUUCGCGCCGCAGGAUUUUGUCAAUGUCAGCGCCAAAUUCCCACGUGUGGCGUAUGCACAGGUCAAGUCGCAGGAUUUCCCUGCACCUGCUGUCUUUGCUGGCACGUUGCCUUCGAAGACAGAGCCAAUAGCAUACGCUCGAGCAGCAACGGGUAUGAAGGUAACUUGUGGUUUCGAGAUACUGGUCACGGACCCACAGUAUCAGGAUCGACCAGCUGUUCGCGAGAUGAAGAUGCUGCUGGAGGAUCUAGAGUUAGGAGACGAGGUAUUACCUUCUGACGCCGACAUCGAGAAAUGGGAUCACAGGGAAGACGACGAGAAGUGGCUGGACAUCGACUUUGACGAUCUGCAGAAGGAGCUUGGUGGCGAGAAAGGCAAGAAAGCCGGUUUUGGAGAUAAAGCCACGCAGGAGAAUCUGCAGCGCAUUGUGAAACAGUUCGAAGAGUUCUUGAAUGAUGACAAGUCUGGGCCAGACGCUGCAGGACUGUUUAGUGAGGACAGUGAUGGUGAUGGUAUUGAUGACGACCCUGACGAUGAAGACGACGAUGAUGAGGGGGAGGAUAAGGAGGCCAGCUUCGGCGAAGAGGAGUUCACGAAAAUAAUGCAGGAGAUGAUGGGUAUGCCUCCGGAGGUUAUGAAGGAGAUCAUGACAGGGAAACUGGGGCCAGGAGCGCAUGAGCCUGCGAGCCGGGUGAAUUUACGACAGCCUCCCGACCUGGCCGGACACGUGGAGGAAAUCGAGGAAGACUCUGACGAGGAAGGGAAUCAGGACAUGCAGACGUUCGUGAGGCAGAUGGAGAAGGAGCUCCGAGGGUCAGGAGCUUUAAAUUUAGGUUCGCCUUCCAGCAAACCUGGCGCCGGCAAGCAAACUGCGAUCGAAGGCUCCGGGCGGACGGCGGAAGACGAGGACGAAGAGCAUGACUUGUCCUCGGACGACGAUAUUGACAACGAGAUUGACAUUGACCUCGCAAGGAAUCUACUUGAAAGUAUGAAGGCGCAAGCUGGCACAGCUGGUCCCGGGAGCAACCUCAUGAGUAUGAUGGAAGUCGAUUUGCCGGAAACUGAAGACGACCACGAUGAGGAUGAGGUUCGGGCUGGACCGAGCGGCACGAAGAGGUAAUGGUACGGCUCGACAUGGAAACAGUAGAAGAUGAAGACCACUUGGUGGACGCCAAAAGCAUAUCUUCUCCUGUUCUUAAGCGCUUGUCGGCCUCCGCCAACGUACCAUAACUUCCAACUCCUGUUUUCUGCCUCACCCACACAAUCAACCUGCACGACCACGGAUGGUACGCGCAAGACUUCCUGCAAAUAAUGCAAAAAAACUUAUUCCACCCUACCAGGGGUCGAACAUCUGUCUUUCGACAGGCUCGUCUGGGUUACGGUUAACGGGUGGGAAGUUAAACUCUGACACCUCUUUCGCGGGUUGGUUUUUUUGGUGGUGUUUCUCUACAUGAACCACAACCCUUCUUCCAAAGCGCCCAUUAACUCUGAAACCACCUACACCAGUAGUGGUCAAGAAGCGGAUGACUUUGUCCAGGUUAUUGAGGGAAAAUCGAGGAAUACAAUAUAUAUCCUUUAUACUGCCGCACCAAUAUAUCUGUAUGGAGACAGGUAUGCCGAACAGCGGUGUGGUUACCCAGUCUCUCUAAUUCACGAGCAGACGAGUGGAGAAAGAGUGCCGAGGGAGUGCAGUCGUUACAUGAAGCAAGCUAUUCAAUAUCCAGUCCUGCCCUCUACCACGCCAUACGCACCAGCUCCCUUACUAAACAUCUCUCUCACAUCUGCCACGAUAUCCAUCGGGCACUCCCACGCCGCGAAGUGGCCCCCUGAACUAUGGUCCUUCUCAAAAACCACGUUUCCCAACGUCCUUGUCCAUGUACUUGGCAGAACGUGGAUGUCACGCGGGAAGUGGCUGUACCCUAUCUUGACGCCGGGAAGCCACAUUCGAAGCUGUGCUCGUGUGAGCCUCUGCCCCCAAAAACCCUGGCGAUCCAUUUCAUAAUAUAUCCGGCAGCUCGCGGCUGGUCCGG